CAUCAGCAGCAAGAUCGCCUUCAAACUGGAGAAUCCUACGACAGGACCAUUUUUCUUUUCCUUCCGUUCCUUGCCUUUAUGAUGUCCUUCAAAGCUAAAACGUGCAAUGGAUGCGGAUGCCAUUGUCAAGAAUGUGGUGAUCAUUCAGGUCUUCAUCUCCAUGUAGAAAUUGAAAACUUAAAACAGCAAUUGAUCGAAAAAGAGAAUCACAUUUUAACUAUGGAAACUAAUUUCUUAAAGGAAGCUGACAAGUUUCCAAAUGGUGAAAUGGCAGCUAUUUCUGAGGAGCUUCUAACAUGGCAGGAUAAAUAUUCGAGGCUAUAUGAAGCGCAUAAAAGGGUUCAAAAAGUAAACCAGAAUCUGGAAGACAAACUUUUGAGAAUUGUCGAUAAAUGUGAGACUGAAAAAAAUGCAUUAACAAGUGAAGUAUCUAAUUUAACAAAACGUUUAGUCGAUGAGAAGUUCAAUGUCAGCCGACUCCAAGAAGAAAAUGAGAGGUACCGAAACGAUGUAAAUUUAGCAAUACAGUUACUCCAGUGCAAACCUUCGAAUUUUGUUUCUCAAAAAUAUGACUCUUUGCCAAGUGAGAUGCAGCAAAAAGUGAGGACUUAUAUCUCAAGUAAGAGGAGACAAUCUGAUGGGAAUGGGAAUAUUCCUCCCAAAGCAGAAAUGAAAACCAUUAAAGUACCGAUACCCACUUACCCUCCAACAGCAAUGGUUUACUCUGUAAACAAAGGAACUAUAGAAAAAGAUGUAAACGCAGAGGAAAAAUCAAACCAUCAGCCUGUUGAUAUAGUUUCGGCGGCAAUAAUGGCUAAAGUGUUAGAAGAAAGAGAAAAGGAGCGUUCGCAAACAAAGCAUUGUGAUACUUGCACUUGCUCUAAACAUAAAAGCACAAAAUCAACACAAACUCUCGGCGAUCCACCUAAUAAGAGCAUCAGCACUGCCGUCUUGCCUUUUAUCAAAUCAAAUAAAUUAAUUCUAACAAGUAACAGUAUCGGUGUGCGAGCGAGGUCGGUAGAAAAGGACAAAUUCGCUACCUCUGAUUGUUCGCUUCUUUCAGCCAACAGGAAUUCCAAGCUGAAUAACUAUUCUGACAACUGGGAAAAUGAAUCGGAAACGGCGACCGACCUCAGGGGAAGAAAAUCACCGGUAGGAGUCACAGAAGGCAUCCUCGUCAACAUUGACUCAACGGAGAAUUCAUCAAUAAACAGUGCAACAAGUGAAUGUAGUUCAUUGAGUUGGCAGAGUAAAAUGGAAAACACACAGACUCCACGACUGGAGAAUAGCAUGGAUAGUGAUUUAAUUAGUUUCGAUAGGCCAUUAAAUAAAACUAAUGAAAGUGAGCAACGAAUCACCGGUCCUAGGCAUUGUUCAGUCCGUAUGCAGGUAGGUUCGAACAAUAUUUUAUUGGACAAUGUUGUUGACCCUUACACUCCAGUUUUAUACAGAGGUAAAAAUUCUGAUCCACUUGUGCACACCUCCAGGUCAAGAUCAGGUUCUAGCCAUUCCAGUAGUGAUGAGCCUGUUGUGCACGCUAAAAAAUCAGGUUUCCGCACAGAGACAGAAAUUUAGUUACACUUUUCCAAUCAUUGUUUUCUGACUAAAUGAAUUAUUAAAAAGAAAAAUGACUGUUUUUUUAACUGCUCGAAUUGCUCAUUCUUCCAUUGUAUAAAACGUUUUAUCUGAAAUGUGGUUGUGGAGGAUAUUUUCUAAAUUCGAUUGUAUCAUAAUGUGAAGUAAGAAAUGAAAUGCAUUUAUAUUGAGCUGAUAAAUUGGCAGUUUGAACCAUCUUAAAAGGGUGUCUGGCAACAAUUGCAGGUUAAUUUUGUAGGUGUUAAUUUUUUUUUUUAAUUAUCAUUAAUUUUCAUCUUCAUUAUCUCUUUGAUCACUUUCUUAAUCCAUCAUUCAAAUAAAAUUUGUAGCAAAUAAAGCAACUGCCGAUCAUCUUUUGCAAAAAAUAUAUUUCCUAACAAUUGAGAAUUUUUUUUAACAAAAUAUUCUAAUAAUAAAAUGGAAAAUAAAAUUUCAGCCUUAAAAUUAAAUAAUUCAAGAUAUAAGUGUAGAAGGACAAGGAAAUAAGUAGUACUUUGUUAAAAUACCAUAUUUUACUUAAGCAAUAAAAUUUCAACAUCAGUUUCAGAGAAGGAACAAUUAUUUAUAUAUUUUAAUGUUUAAUGUGUUUAUCGAGCGAAGAAUAACUUGCCCUAUCUGCUCUAGAAAAUAUUUCAUUAAAAAGUAUAAUUAUGGUGAAAUUUAAAUCUUGGUUGAUUUCUUGUUAAAAUAAUCAGCACACCAUUUUAUUUUAUUCUGUAUUAUUUAUUUAUUUUAUUUUUGUGUG
Molecule: messenger RNA, 2341 nt
Organism: Cimex lectularius (bed bug)
Lineage: Eukaryota; Metazoa; Arthropoda; Insecta; Hemiptera; Cimicidae
Exons: 6
Coding region: 79-1575 (498 amino acids)
Source: RefSeq, a predicted model, not a curated record